This is a messenger RNA of Leptinotarsa decemlineata (Colorado potato beetle), 1179 nucleotides long. RefSeq lists its product as uncharacterized. Lineage: Eukaryota; Metazoa; Arthropoda; Insecta; Coleoptera; Chrysomelidae. The record is from RefSeq and is a predicted model, not a curated record.
UGAUUUGACGUAUUCAAUUUAUGUUAAAGAUUUGACGCCAUCUUCAAUUUUUUUCUAGUGUUUUGUUUGUGUAUAUUACUGGAUGUGGGUUAACAAUUGUCUUUCGAAAAUGGAUUUGGGCCAAUGAUCAAAUAAGCAUCGAUAAACAAAACACAGUUGGACGAAAAAAAGGGAUAUUAGUCAUUUUCACAACAAAAAGGCACCCUGCAUUGAAAGUAGUUGGAUUUUUUUUUGGUUUUCCCCAUUAUUUGUGAUAAAAAUGAGAAAGAAGUGAGCCCCUCGAUUUUACAUCAACUGAGGAAUGAUGAAUUGUGAUUUUUGGACGUUGGAUAUAACUCGUUUGAUAAUUGGGACUAUAUCUGUGUUGUAAAUAAUGAUGAAGAAUCUCAAUGCUUUUCCUGUUCUGGAGCAGUGAGUGAUGUCAAGAAAACUAUGCAAUAACGUCUGGCAAAUAGGUGGUGGUUUGCAAUGGGGGACUAUGAGUUGUACCAAGCAAUCAAAUCCUUCACCCCAUCAUCUGAUGAUGAGCAGGAGUUUCAAAAAGGAGAUGUGUUCGAGAUAACUAUUCAAAGUCCUUUUGACACCAACCAGUCUUAUAGACCAGGCUGGUUGUUUGCUUACAAUCGUAGAACAAGAGGUCUAGGAUUUGUUCCAGUUGAGUAUGUUAAAUUGUUGGGAUCCGAGGUUGGCAAAACAAUUCAUCAUCCAUCAGCAUGUGGUGUAGAAGUGGUAAACAAAUCAGACAUGGAAAACAAGCCAGAACACAAGUUGGAAGAUGCCUUUUUCCUAACACCAAUCCUCUGUAAACAUUAUUUCCUCCAGUUUGAAGGCUGUGCUUCAAGGUAUAGUUCACGUUUUCUUCAAAAUUCACUAAUGAAAAACAUUAUUUUCGUGAAAUUGUCUUGCAUCAUUUAUUGAAUGUGUCUCAAUUUAAAAAUUCGCUUCGUCUAUCAAACAUGUCGUGAAAAUAAAAAUGAUUGGUGGAUGGUUUAGUUGAAAAUCACAACAUAAUAAAAAAUAUGACAAACCCAUCAUACCUUUAAUACCGUAAUAUUAACAAACAAACUGAGAUGAUAAUGAUUUUCUGUUUGAGGUUAAUAGUCCUGAAACUUAAUGAAAAUUUGGAAGAUUUACUUUUAAAAAAAGAGUGCGUUUAAUGUAUUUUCAAAUAAAACAUUU